AUUUACGUGAAAACUUCAAAUCUGGCAACCCAGAGCUGUUGUAGCCAUGAUUGUAGCCGCCUACCGGUGCCUACAGUUUUGCUCAAGAUGCCCCAGUAGCUGACAUGAAAGGCUCCCUGUAUGAAGUGCGACUCUUGCCCUGAGCAGCAGGUGGCAGAAGGGACCAAGCUUUUCUCUGCUGUGACCUUGCCCUGCUGUGAGAGGGUCAGGCAACCAGCUACUAUCCUGUGGACAAAAACAGGCUUGCACAUGCACACACAGAUGUACAUUCCCUCUGCCUGUGUCACACACUAUAAGAACCACACUAAGGCGGAGGAGGAGAGCUGGAAGCGAAGCAGCAGCUGCACAAAAAUAGUGGAAUAGAAAUCAGCAGUGUACUCCUGUAAAGAAGGACAAUCCUACAUCAAAGAGGGAAGAGGAUCAGACUGCACCGGUCAGAGAUGUGAUCAAGGAAAAGAAAGGAAAUUAAAGGAAAAGAAAAAUAAUAAAAGUGUUUCCGAUGGGUGGAGGGGCCACCAGACUGCACAGCGUCCUGGCUCAAACGCUCAGCAACAAUUCUCCGCUCUCGCUCCCUUCUUCUCAUUUGGGCUCCUGCCAGCGUGCGGACGCAAACCUGGAUCAAGUUUUCUGCCAGGAGCAGAAGGGGUCCCCUUUAUGUCCCCCCGAUCCAGUGGACCUGCUGCGGCAAUGCGAGGAGGCCCUCAGAGACAGACCACAAAGAAUCCACAGGAAGUUCACUCACCUCAGUGAAGGAAACGGCGCCUCCAGCAGCCCCAUCAGAGUGAUGCAGUGGAACAUACUGGCACAAGCUCUUGGCGAGGGACUUGACAGCUUCGUGAAUUGUCCCAUGGAAGCCCUCAGCUGGUCCCGCAGAAAGUAUCUCAUCUUAGAGGAGAUCCUCACUCACCGACCUCAUAUCCUGUGUCUGCAAGAAGUGGACCACUACUAUGACACCUUCCAGCCGGUCCUAUCAGGCCUGGGUUACAGCAGCAGCUUCUGCCCUAAACCCUGGUCACCGUGCCUGGAUGUGGAGGGCAACAAUGGGCCUGAUGGCUGCGCACUGUUCUUCGAUCAGUCCCGAUUUGAAUUCCUGGAUAGCGUGAACAUACGGCUUUCUGCGAUGAGGAUUCCAACAAAUCAGGUUUCUGUGGUGACGGUUCUUCGUUGUCGGAGCACAGGGAAGUACCUCUGUGUAGCUGUGACCCACCUGAAGGCACGCUCCGGCUGGGAGUGGCUCCGCAGCGCCCAGGGCUCUGACCUCUUACGCCACCUCCAAAAUCUGAUCCAGAAGCAUCCGUCUGGGCCCGUGGGUUCCCCUUUUUCUGACAUUCCUCUGCUCAUAUGUGGUGAUUUCAAUGCCAUCCCAACUGAGGAAGUGUACAGACGUUUUGCUGCAUCGCCCCUCGGUUUGGACUCAGCCUACAAGAAGCUCAGCCAGGAUGGUUUGACUGAGCCAGAGUACACAACGUGGAAGAUCAGGCCUACAGGGGAAUGCUGUACCACUCUGGACUACAUCUGGUACAGUCAGGACUCUCUAAGAGUGGACGCAGUUUUGAACAUGCCCACUGAGGAACAGAUUGGGCCAAACAGGCUCCCAUCCUUUAGUUAUCCUUCUGACCAUCUCUCUCUGGUUUGUGACUUAAGUUUUAAGGAGGGGGAGUGAGAACUGAAACAAUGAACCCACACACUGGAAGAGACAAAGCUGUAAGGAGACAGUGACCACAGUACAUUCAUUCUGUUGGGCCUCACUCAACUAUAAGAUUCUGAGUCAGCAUUACAAAAGUACCAAUUUUUAAUUGAGAGUGACUGAUAAUAAAAUUAUUUUGCUUAAUUUGUGUGUGGUUUAUAUUUUAUGGCUGUUGCUUUUGCAGUGCAUUAUAAUGUAGAUUUGCAAUGCUCUUUUUCAUUGGCUGGAUUUAAACGGUCUGGUAUCACAAAUGAUAUAUUUAUCUACUGAUGUAGAUAGUUAGGGUUAUGUACAAUUACUAUGUAUAACACAAAGAGUGUCUUUCCAUGAAGGAAGCAGCCCCAAUAAAAAAACCAUCACCUUG
Molecule: messenger RNA, 2051 nt
Organism: Notolabrus celidotus (New Zealand spotty)
Lineage: Eukaryota; Metazoa; Chordata; Actinopteri; Labriformes; Labridae
Product: nocturnin-like
Exons: 7
Coding region: 500-1663 (387 amino acids)
Biological process (GO): circadian rhythm
Molecular function (GO): poly(A)-specific ribonuclease activity
Source: RefSeq, a predicted model, not a curated record